AUGGUUUACUACGCAUAUGUAAAAUACGUAGCUCCAGAGAAGCGAUACUGGCGAUACAUCCUUGCUGCGCCUGAUGCUGAAACCAUUGAUGAGUGGUGGCGUGAGGCAUCCUCCAACGCCGAUAACAACCUCGCACGUCUAGCACCCGAUUUUUACACAUGGAGCAGCGGUGCGAACGUUUGGGAUCUUGGCCCUAAAUUGGCGGAUAAGAUCAUGAUCUCGUCUGUGAGCAAUCAGGACUCGUCAAACCCGGAGACUUUCCACCAACCUGAGCGAGCUGAUGUUGUCAGCGGCAAUUCCUUCUACAUCCGCUCAAAGUCGAACCCAAAGCUUUACUGGCUCGCCAAGGACGAUCAGCUCUGGGCCACCAACCAGGGACGCACUCGGUUCGUCUUCCACAUUGACGGAGAUCAUGACAAUAAGAAGACUGUUGUCAUUGGAAGUGACCAGAUUUCCAUCGUUCCAGUCGGUGGUGAAAGUAAGCAGAAGUAUGUUUCUGUAAGUGACAACAGCGAGCUUGUUCUCAGUGGCCACAGCUGCCGCAUGUAUUACAGUGACUUCAAGAGGAACUUUCUCGCUCAAGGAGAGACUGGAAGUUCGGGCAGUGCCUUGAUUACCAAGGUUGAAGGUCAUGGCGAGGAGUGGGAGCUUAUCCAGUAG
This is a messenger RNA of Fusarium poae, 660 nucleotides long. RefSeq lists its product as uncharacterized. The transcript has 3 exons. Lineage: Eukaryota; Fungi; Ascomycota; Sordariomycetes; Hypocreales; Nectriaceae. Bases 1 to 660 code for a protein of 219 amino acids. The record is from RefSeq and is a predicted model, not a curated record.